Molecule: messenger RNA, 1968 nt
Organism: Coregonus clupeaformis (lake whitefish)
Lineage: Eukaryota; Metazoa; Chordata; Actinopteri; Salmoniformes; Salmonidae
Product: gastrula zinc finger protein XlCGF64.1-like
Exons: 2
Coding region: 584-1627 (347 amino acids)
Biological process (GO): negative regulation of transcription by RNA polymerase II
Molecular function (GO): DNA-binding transcription repressor activity, RNA polymerase II-specific
Source: RefSeq, a predicted model, not a curated record
CCAUUUGAAACGACGGGCUGUGGUCUAUCUUGGUUUACUUAUAACAAUCUUUGUCUGCGCUGUUCGGCGAAGCGCAUGAAUGCCCUGACUUCUGCAGAGGCCAUAUCACCCCGUAAAUGCUGCUUGGCCAAUGCAGACGUCGGAUUGACCAUGCAAAGGUUAGCUAAAAUGCUACAAGGAAGCAGCCACGCGAAACGUUAUUGAGUGACAACCAAUCUGCCCAAUUAGCUGUUAGGUUUCCAUAUACCCGCUUAUGUUGAUCCUCCCGCUUAUUUCGCAACGCCCACUCAUCGUGUGCAGUUACCCAUGACUCGUAGCUACUGGUUGGCAAACGUUGUGCAUAGGCCACAACACGACCCGAGUGACACUACCAAGCAAGUACGAACCGUCACUACAUGGUAUUUAGUGAGACGAUCCUAUCAGAUCUUGUCCACCACGUAACAUCACCAGCGGGAGAGCCUUACCUGGGACAGCACAUCAGAAUCCUAGACUCUCCCCUUUCACUUUGGGCCAAAAUGGUCCUCUUUUGACCGAAUCAUCAAAAGCUUCCUUUCAAGUGCUACAGGAGGACACACCAGAGAAAAUGGACAAUCAACACACAGAUAUACUGCAGGUGCAAAUAAAGCAGGAGGAUGGAGAAGAGCCUCACGAUACAGAGGACAGUCUCAAGAGUUCUAAUACCAGAGAACAGAAGCCUUGUCACAUCUGCCCUGAUUGUGGUAAAAGUUAUACCCGUUCAGAUAAUCUUAAAACACACCAGAAAAUUCAUAUGACAGAGAGACCGUACCUCUGCUCUGAGUGUGGUAAAGGUUUUACCCGUACGGAUCAUCUGAAAUCACACCUGAAAACGCAUGAAAGAAAAAAGAAGAAACUAAAACACCCGUGUACUGAUUGUGUGAAAGGCUUUGUCCAUUUGGAGCAGCUUGAAAAACAUCUUCAAAAAAAUCACCUAACACACAAGGAAAAGAAACCUCACAGCUGUCCAAGGUGUGACGAGAGCUUUUCUGACCUGGAAGAACUAACAACACACUUACCAGUACAUACCGAAGAGCUGGCCCUCUACUGCUCUGACUGCGGCAAGCGGUUCUUACACAAAGGAAAAUUUGAAAGACACAAGAGAGUACACAGUGGACAAAUGCCAUACAUAUGCACUCACUGUGGGGAGGGUUUUACACAGGCACACAGUUUGAAACAUCACCAGCGAAUACACACUGGGGAGAAACCCUACCUCUGCAACGAGUGUGGGGAGAGUUUCAGACAUGAUGCAACGUACAGGAGACACAAGCGCAAACACGAGCUACCACCCUCUGAAAAGAAAGCCUAUCCUUGCUCAGUAUGUGGGAAGACUUUUACCCGCUCUGAUGGAGUGAUGAGGCAUCUGAGAAGGUUCCAUUAUGGAGAGAGAGCUCUCCAGUGCUCCUGCUGCGACAAACGAUUCUUUCAACAGGACACACUAACCACACACAUGAGAAUUCACACUGGAGAGAAACCGUACAGUUGCUCUGACUGUGGGAGAAGCUUCUCACAAGAUGGCGACCGAAAGAAACACCAGAAGAGGCACCACACUGGAGAGGGUACUUCACCUCUGACCCUCCAUGUGGAUGGUACAGAGACACACACACUAUAACAGAGACAUUCACACUAACAGACAGGCAGACUCAAGACACAAAAACAGCACAGCGGGCAAACCAGGUUGCAAUGAAAUAAUAUUUUUUUGUGGAUGUGUGUGUGUGUGUGAUAGCAUGUGUUUUUCUGUUCUCUCUCCCCCCUCCCUGUCUCUCUCGCUCUCUGUCUCUCUCUAGUUUAAUUAGAGUUCAUUGGCAAGGCUAAUUUUAGCCCAACUUCUCACUGUUUGUAAGAUGCUUACUGCUUAUUGCAGCUACUUAAGUGAUCAUCCCCCACUCUGUUACUCUCUGUUACCCCUCUAUUCAUCCCCCACUCCGUUACUCUCUGUUACCCCUCUAUUCA